Molecule: messenger RNA, 4015 nt
Organism: Chelonoidis abingdonii (Abingdon island giant tortoise)
Lineage: Eukaryota; Metazoa; Chordata; Testudines; Testudinidae
Gene: MYORG
Product: myogenesis regulating glycosidase
Biological process (GO): skeletal muscle fiber development; carbohydrate metabolic process
Molecular function (GO): hydrolase activity, hydrolyzing O-glycosyl compounds
Source: RefSeq, a predicted model, not a curated record
GCGCAGCCCCAAAUACGCUUCCUGCCCCAGUGACACCAGGGCGCAUUGGAGACGGUGCUGCGCCGCGACACCACUGUUCAGGGGUUGAAGGGAUCUGGAGAAGAAAUGCCAGCUGCAUACAUCACUAUUCCUUUCCUUUUUUGGAGAGCCUGACAAGAACUCUACCAAAAGAAACUAAGCGUUUUCGGCUUUGCGUAAAAUCAGCCGUCUUGUUGUUGUUUAGAAGUGAGUGCUUCAGAAAGAAUAGCAUCAUGUACACGUUCCUGCCUGAAAGCUUCAACCCGGUGAAGCCGAAGCCAUCCAAGGAGCUGAAGCCAAUGAUCGGUGCAGUCAUCGUCGGGCUGAUCUUGUUCAUUGCGGCGGUGGUGGCGUGGUGCUACUACACGGCAUCUCUCAGGAAGGCGGAGCGACUAAAGACGGAAUUGAUGGACCUGAGGAAGGAUGGGUUCAUCAUCAAAAACACCAAUGGGGAGGUGGUCUUCAGACUGGCCUUCCAGUCGGGCACCCUCGACCUGGAGUCCUGCUCGAAAGAAGGGGAAAUUUUAACCUGCACCAGGUCAGACAGAGGGAAGCUGAAUUUCUUCAUUCAGACAGUCAAGCCCAAGGACACGGUGAUGUGCUACCGCGUCCGCUGGGAGGAGUUUGUGGCGGACACGGUGGUCGAGCACACCAUGUUUUGGGAGGACGCUCACUGGUACGGGGGCUGUGAAAUGAGCGUCCAGCACUGGCCAAUCAGACUCCCAGGGUACCAGGAGCCCAUGCCGUUUGUGACGAGUGACGUGUAUUCCUUCAGGGGCAGCUUUGGAGGCAUCUUGGAAAGGUACUGGCUGUCCUCGAAAGCGGCGGCUAUAAAGAUUAAUGACUCGGUGCCCUUCCACCUGGGGUUUAACGCCAGUGAACGGUCGCUCUUCUUUCAAGCCAGGUAUAAGGAUUCUCCCUACAAACCUCCCCUUGGGCAACAGCCUUUCCCGGAGCUGAGCUACCGUGUCUGCGUCGGCUCGGAUGUGACCUCCAUUCACAAAUACAUGGUGCGCAGGUACUUUAACAAGCCUUCUAAGAUCCCAGCAGAAAACGCCUUCCGGUACCCCAUCUGGUCUACGUGGGCUCUGUAUAAAAAUGAUAUUGACCAGGAUAAGCUGUUGCGUUUUGCAGAAAAGAUUAAAAAGUACCGGUUUAAUUGCAGCCAUAUUGAAAUCGACGACACCUACACACAAACUUAUGGCGAUUUUGACUUUGAUCCGGUAAAGUUCCCUAAUGUGACAGAAAUGUUCAAAACGCUGAAAAAAGAGGGAUUUAAAGUUACCCUGUGGACUCAUCCCUUUAUAAACUACAAUUCUUCCAAUUUUGGAGUGGGGAUAGAGCGGCAGCUCUUUAUCAAGGAGCCGACGGGGAAACUUCCUGCGAUGGUGAAGUGGUGGAACGGCAUUGGCGCCAUAUUGGAUUUUACCAAUCCCACAGCCAGGGAGUGGUUUCAGAGCCACCUGAAACAACUGCGGUCGAAGUACGGCAUAGCGUCCUUUAAAUUUGACGCUGGUGAGGUGAGCUACCUUCCAAAGCAGUUCAGCAGCUUCAGGCCCUUGUCGGAUCCCAGCAUCUGGUCCAGACGGUACACGGAAAUGGCCAUUCCGUUCUACGAGCUCGCUGAAGUCAGAGUCGGCUACCAGUCUCAAAACAUCUCGUGCUUCUUCCGUAUCAUCGACCGCGACUCGGUUUGGGGCUAUGAGCUUGGCCUCAAGUCCCUGAUCCCUACCGUGCUCACCAUUAGCAUGCUGGGAUACCCUUUCAUUUCAGCUGAUAUGAUUGGUGGGAAUUUUUUCCCCAACAAGACAGAAGGUGCUGUUGAAAUCCCGGACCAGGAGCUGUACAUCCGCUGGCUGGAGCUUUCAGCCUUCAUGCCCUCUAUGCAGUUCUCCAUACCCCCCUGGCUCUAUGACAAGGAAGUGAUUGAGAUUGCACAGAAGUUCACAGAGCUGCAUGAGUCCCUGGUUGCCCCUCUGCUGUUGGAGCUGGCUGGAGAGGUCACUGACACGGGCGACCCCAUCAUACGGCCCAUCUGGUGGAUUUCUCCCAGGGAUGAAUUUGCUCACAAGAUUGACUCCCAGUUCCUCAUUGGGGAUACCCUCAUGGUGGCCCCUGUCCUGGAGCUGGGCAAGCAAGAGCGAGAUGUGUACCUCCCGGCCGGCAAAUGGCGCAGUUACAAAGGGGAGCUGUUUGAGAAGACCCCAGUCCUGUUAACAGACUAUCCCGUUGACUUGGACGAAGUUGCUUAUUUCCUCUGGGUAUCUUAAUAGGCUCCUCUAUCCACUCUGAUCUUUGUGAUAACCAUGCCUUACUUUAGAAUCUUAAAACAAGUAACAAUUCUAAAUGCACAGUAUGUUUCUUUGGGAGGGGGGUACUGGAGGGGAAUGGGAAGUAACAGGAUUUUGUUUUUUAAAUAUCCUAUAUCUUGUCCAUAAUUGACGCUCCAGUUUGGGCAGUGGUGUAAAUGCAGAAGGUAUAAUAGCAUAACACGAUUCAUACAGGAAGCCAAGGCCUUUUCAAAUCUCUGAGCUCCAAAGGUAAAAACACCCCUGGGUUUUUAGCUGUGCAGCAUGUGGGGUUUUUUUUAUUAUUAUUUUAUUUCUCCUUUAGAAACGUGGCCCCUGGGGGGCCUACAAUAUUUGCCAUAAACCCCUCUUUUAGGUGCAGCCUAUGAAUCCAAAUCCCAUAGUGCAAUGCUCCAUCUUGAGCUCAAUGAAAGGCUGCCUGCUUCAAUAGGAAGCAAUGCAUGCUGGGGGCCGUAGUUUCUGGGCCACACCUCUCCCCAUAGUGAGUGCUGCUGCAAUCUGCUCCGUUUUAAUGCAAAUAAAAUGCACUCUUGGAGUUGUUGCAAGUUGCAGCGGAACAAAGGGAGGACCGCCCUGAUCCCAGGGGCGAAAGCAAUGUUGGAAGGGAACAGGGAAUGAUUCGAACACGGGAAGCAAUGGGUUACUACAGCACAACUAGCCUUACAUUUUAUAAUGUGGCAAAUAUUAUUUAAAAAUGACUUUUUUAAGAGGAUAAAUCUAGCUAUAUAUUUUAUUCCUUAGUCCAGCAUUGGACUGGACCUCAAAUGCCCAACCCCUCAUCUCUCUCGAGUACCAGGCUGGCCAAGGUAUUUGACUUACCUGCAAGUAUUUUAACUGUAUGUUACUUACCCGGGCAGGCUGCAUUAUUCUGUCCUAGCCUGUUGCUAAUAUCUACCGGAAGGGUCUCCUCCUAGAGCACGGACUCUGCUUUUAACACUAUUCCUCAUAGAGCAACAACAUUUGUACUGUGUAUUUUCUUUCCAGGGAGUAAAAUAGGUUUCUUUGUUACACACCUAUCCUGCAGAUACUUCUCUUUCCCCUUUUAAAGAUGUGCUUGCAGCUUGGUUAUUUGUCAGAGGAAUUGCCAGAAGCAAAAUAACCUCUCAAAAUGUGCAUGUGACACUCCCCAGAGACUGCAGGUGCCUGCCCGCCGCACACAAACAGAUCCACCAGCUUUGCUGCCGACCAAUGUAUCAAUAUGAAAAGCAAUGACGUUUGCACUGAACAGGGCUGUGCCGAUGGGGCUUUUUCAUUGUUUCCAAGGAAAGGUUAUGGUAUUCAUAGUCCAGUUAAGCUAGUAUUGCAUGGCAGUCUCUUUUAACUGUCUCAAUUUUAGCUAAAGUUUCUUGGGCCAGUUUUUCUUUGUUUGUUGCUAUUUUUAAAAAGCCCAACACUCACUAGCUCUCACGUAGGCACCUAAUGAAGUGGCUCAGUGGAAGCCAUUGAGUGCUGAGCACAUUGGAAAACUUGGCCCCAUGUAAUUUACUGUCACUCUAGAAGUAGGAAAUCUGAAGUUUUGGCCUGAAGGUAUAAUGCAAUUCUAACCUACCUGUGAGUGUGUGUUACCCAUUGUCCUCUGUACCUGAGCCAGGGCCACCCGGGGCCGGUGGGGGGGGGCAAGUGGGGCAGUUUGCCCUGGGCUCUGUAGGGGGCCCCCAUGAGAAUAUAAUAUUGCAACUUUUUUUUAU